AUGUUCAGUAUUCCAGCUAAUAACGCCAAUAUGGGUGGUAUUCCCACCAGUGCGCCAUCUCAUAAUGCCAAAUCGAAGUUUCAAAGAUUCAGGGAAACUCCUGCCUAUACAAUGGUGCUAAACGGAGCUUUUUUCAUUGCUGGUGUAGCAUUUAUCCAAUCUCCAUUGAUGGAUAUGCUAGCCCCACAGUUAUGA
Molecule: messenger RNA, 195 nt
Organism: Kazachstania africana CBS 2517
Lineage: Eukaryota; Fungi; Ascomycota; Saccharomycetes; Saccharomycetales; Saccharomycetaceae
Gene: TOM6
Product: Tom6p
Exons: 1
Coding region: 1-195 (64 amino acids)
Biological process (GO): protein import into mitochondrial matrix
Cellular component (GO): mitochondrial outer membrane translocase complex
Source: RefSeq, a predicted model, not a curated record